GUUUAGCAUGCAUUGUCACAUGUCGUUACCAGUAAUAACUAUCAAGUCCCAUUGACUGACAUGUUUGGCGAAAAUUGCAGAUGAUUUAAAUUUCAAGUCAAUGUACGAAUUUCUAAAUACCGGCCAAGGCCAAAGAAGAGGAUAGACAGGAACAUCAUUGAAAAAUUAAAGUAUGUAUCACCUAUGGAAAGGAGAGUACCCACUUCCCGAUAUGCAGGAGCAAGUACAGCUAUGUUCGCUGGCGAUUACGAGUACUACCAGGUCUGCUUGAAGUCACCUUCAGGAGGUUAAAUUUGAA
Acanthoscelides obtectus is the source of this 298-nucleotide messenger RNA. The record is from the annotation of a GenBank genome assembly. Lineage: Eukaryota; Metazoa; Arthropoda; Insecta; Coleoptera; Chrysomelidae.